Beta vulgaris subsp. vulgaris (sugar beet) is the source of this 2182-nucleotide messenger RNA. RefSeq lists its product as hypothetical. Lineage: Eukaryota; Viridiplantae; Streptophyta; Magnoliopsida; Caryophyllales; Amaranthaceae. Bases 98 to 1213 code for a protein of 371 amino acids. Gene Ontology annotation, molecular function: chromatin binding. The record is from RefSeq and is a predicted model, not a curated record. Gene Ontology annotation, cellular component: nuclear inner membrane. The transcript has 10 exons.
CUCGUACUUUGUUUUUAAACUUUCGUGACACGGUGACGCUACACACCCGAUCUCUUUCCCUCUCUCGCCGGUGGAUCAAAGAAAAAUCGACACAACAAUGUCUUCUUCAACCUCCAGAAAACGUCCAAAAUCUUCCGCCCAAAACCCUAAUUCUUCCAUCAUUUCGAAUCACACUCACUCUCCUAGUUCUUCUUCGACGCUGACAUCAUUACUAGCAGAAGUUGAGCCACCUCCAAAUUUACUACCUUCCAAAUCCGAUUUUCUUAAGCUUUUUGCUGUCAUCACAAUCGCCGCUUUAGUUGGCGCUUUCUGCAAUUUCUCCUUCAACCUCUUUAAUCGCCCUCCUCUAUCGUUUUGUGAUUCCGAUGUUGUCGAAUACGAUGCCUCAAUUGCUGAUUCAUGUGAGCCUUGUCCAAGUAACGGAAGGUGUUCCAAGGGGAAGUUGGAAUGCACGCAAGGAUAUAGGAAGUAUGGCAAGUUGUGCAUUGAAGACGGAGAUAUAUAUGAAGCAGCAAAGAAACUUUCAGGCUGGACAAAAGAUCGUCUUUGUGAAGCACAUGCACAGUAUAUGUGUGAUGGCACUGGAGCAAUUUGGGUCUCUGAGGACAACCUAAAGAACAUGCUGGACAAAGAUGGGCUGUUUGAGGUUUCUACAACGGAUGAUAUGAAAUCUGCGUACACAAAAGAAAAGGCAAUGGAGGACAUUAGUGGACUCUUGGAAACAAGAAUUGUUGGCAAUGGGGUCAAAGAAUAUAAGUGUCCUGAUGUUUUAGCAGGAAAUUACAAACCAAUAAUUUGUCGUGCUCAGCAAUGGAUAGCUAAGAACCUUUUACUUCUCAUGGCAGUAUUUGCACUGCUCGCAGGAUGUACAUUGUUGCUGUUGAGAAUUCGUAGAAGUUGGUAUUUGGCAAAGAAAGCAGAACAUCUCUACCAUCAGGUUUGUGACACACUUGAGGACAAUGCUUUGAUGUAUAGAAGCAUGGGUGACAAAGAACCCUGGUUAAUUGCUUCGAGGCUCCGAGAUCAUCUGCUUACUCCUAAGGAAAGAAGAGAUCCUCUGCUGUGGAAGAUGGUUGAAGAUUUGGUGGAGUCAGAUUCUCGUUUAGAUCGCUAUCCAAAGCUUGUGAAGGGUGAAUCGAAGGUGGUGUGGGAAUGGCAAGUUGAAGGUUCUUUGAGUUCUUCAAGGAGAAAGAAGGAAGAGAUUGCCGCUUGACAGUCGACACUCUGGUGUAGAUACUAGAUAACUACUAAUCAUACGGUCAGAUUCUUUAAGUUAAAAUGGCCGUGGUUGACUAUGUGAUUUGAAGCAAAUGUAAUAGUACUCUAAUAUAUCCUACUUCUAUUCAAUGUUGUGAAGUAGCAUGCAGUCGAGGGUGUGAUGAAGACCAUCACUGCAUGGCAAGGGCUGUAGACUUGAUCCCAAAAUCUGCAUGCAUGUUUGGUAUUGAUUUACAUUUUACGUGAUUUAAAGAAACUGCUCCUGCUAAUUUACUCUGCGCCUGUCAAUUUACCACGUUCUUUCUGUGCAGACCCUGAGUUGGUAUUUGGAUAUUCAUGUUACUAGAAGAGUAUAGAAACCUAUUUAGUGUUAGUUGUGGAAAGUAAUAAAGGAAAAUUGGGAGGAGUUAUUCCCCUGCAAGGAGAAAUUGCUGCCACUAGCAGGGGUUUGUUUCAACAGCUACUUGUAGUCCCUUGUUGCUGUUGGCCUAUGUCUUUUUUAAGUACGAGCGGCAACUGGCUGAAGAACUACCCUUUCUAGCAUGCGGUGUUCCUUAUCUCCAACUAGCAGUCAAUUGGACCAUCUAAAGGAAGUCACACAAGGGCAUGUCGGUUAAAAGGAAGACAGAAGAUCAAAGCUAAAAUUGCCUCAAAAUGGCGGAGAUGUCAGACUAUGAGGCUCAUGACCCUUCCUGGCAGGCGGCAGCUGUAGAAUUAGCCAACGAUUUCAUCUAUUUGCGUGUGGUUGAGAACACUGAAUUUCCAUGAAUAUUGUAAUUCUGUAAUUUGAGUUUUAUUUAAUGAAGAAAUCCAGCGGGUAGCAUGCAGUGAUCUCAGACUGGUGUAUAAUAGUAGCAUCUAUUUGCCAUUAUUGGUUCAACAAAUGCUGAUAAAGGAUGCUGAUUGUAAGGCUUACUUUUCAAUUUACAUUUCACAUCUCAUGAGUAAUUUCUUUUAGUGUCUA